Messenger RNA from Umbelopsis ramanniana AG, 825 nucleotides. RefSeq lists its product as uncharacterized. Lineage: Eukaryota; Fungi; Mucoromycota; Umbelopsidomycetes; Umbelopsidales; Umbelopsidaceae. Gene Ontology annotation, molecular function: fatty acid elongase activity. The record is from RefSeq and is a predicted model, not a curated record. Gene Ontology annotation, biological process: sphingolipid biosynthetic process; very long-chain fatty acid biosynthetic process; fatty acid elongation, polyunsaturated fatty acid. The transcript is spliced from 2 exons. Gene Ontology annotation, cellular component: endoplasmic reticulum membrane. Bases 1 to 825 code for a protein of 274 amino acids.
AUGCAAGAUUUGGACAAAUUGACUCCUAUUCCUGGGAUCCCUUUCCCCGAAUACUACGAGUUCUUCAUGGAUUGGAAGACCCCAAUUGCGUUGGCUGCUACUUACGCCAUCGUCAUUCAUACCCUCAACCCAAAAACCUCCAAGGCUUCCCGUGUUGAAGCCAAAAACAAGGGCAUCAAGGAUGUUUCCAAGAACUCAGGUCCCUUGAUGACUGGCUUCGUUUUCAUUCAUAACCUUCUUUUGGCCAUCUAUUCCGGCGUCACAUUCGUCAAUAUGGCCCUUGCUCUUCACAAGACUGUUCACCGUGAUUUGCCAUUCAAGGAUAUUUUCUGCGAUAAGGACAGCUUUUUGUGGGAUAAUGCGCUCGGUUAUUGGGGUUAUCUUUUCUAUCUCUCCAAAUACUAUGAAGUGAUCGACACAGCUAUCAUUCUGCUCAAGGGUCGUCGCUCUUCUCUUUUGCAAACCUAUCAUCACGCUGGUGCUAUGAUCACUAUGUGGUCAGGUAUUCGCUACCAAGCAGCUCCCAUUUGGUUGUUCGCCACCUUCAACUCCUUCAUUCACACUGUCAUGUACACCUACUAUGCCUUCACUUCUAUUGGCUUCCAUCCCCCUGGCAAGCGUUAUCUUACUAGCAUGCAGAUCUCUCAAUUCUUGAUUGGCACAACUUUGGCCGUUUCCUACUUGGUUCUUCCCAACUGUCUUGUUACACCUGGAAAGCGCUUGGCUGUCAUGAUCAAUGUUGGUUACCUUUUGCCAUUGACAUACCUUUUCGUCGACUUCGCUAAGAGGACCUAUGGUGCUAGAAAGGCCAAGAAGGUUGAGUAA